AUGAUCAGUAGAUCAAACAGCCAGAGUAGAGGCAGACCUUUCUCUGUAAAUAACCCUUUCCGAAGCGCGUCCGUGGAUCCUGCUGUAGCACAGUAUACUAAUGAUAGACAAUUCCAAGACUGGGUAAAGGAGAAUGGGGCCUUUCCAUUGAACAACAGUGGCCGAAACUCUUCGAAUUCAAGUCUUCCAGUCUCCCUUAAAGAGGAUUAUUCCGGCAAUAGUUUCAGAGUCCAAUCGCCGGUGGGACAACAAUCAAAAAGUGGUAGUAUGCCUUCAACGAAUCCAUUCCUUGACGACAUCAGCUCGACUGAGGGGUCUAUAAACAACAGUCCACCUCUAAAUCACAGUCCACCGGUAAACAGUAGUCCACCUGAUUAUCCAAGGAGGACUAAUGGAUCACAAACUUACUCCACAGCGAGAGAGGAGAAAGAACGUCUAAGAGAUAGAUAUAGAGAGGAAGCCCAGAUAAAUGACCAGCCUCAGACAGUAGAUUUACCACCUUCGUAUGAUGAAGUUGCUGGAGGAAGAAAGGUAAGAUCUGGCUAUCCAAGGGAAAAAGAGGGCACUGCCUCUAGUGGGAAUGGACAUCGGAGUAGUGGUCAUCGUCAUCGUCGUCAUAGAGAUGGUGAUAAGGAGCACUCUUCUCGCCAUAGAAGCGCCGGUCACGGUCCUGGUUCUGGUUCUGGUUCUGGUUCGGGCUCAAAGGAUAAAAAAAAAGGUAAAACAAAAGGGCCGACAUCAAAAUAUGUUGACACUAUCGAUAAGAUGGAUGUUACGGGACUUUUUGGGGGAUCAUUCCAUCAUGAUGGUCCAUUUGAUGCUUGCACACCACAUAGGAAUAAGAAUACGAAAGCUGCACCAGUUUUAGCUUUUCCAGCUGAUGGUCCAAACAACAGUAUUGGUGGUGCUUCUACUAAGAAAUCAGCUUUAAACGAAGUUUUUGGGAGAGAGGAAUUAGAUGAUGAUGAUGAUAUAUACAAUACGAAGGUUUCAAAAAAAACUCUGCCGGUGAUUAUCAGCAAUGCCGGCAGCACGACUACUUUGGAUGCUAUAAAGCCGAACACAAAUGGAUUGACCCAAUUUGAUGCAAAGGGUAAGUCGCAGGUUGUACAUGGCCCUACAACAAUGGGUUUGGGAUCAACGACAUUUCUCGAUGGUGCGCCCGCUUCAUCAAAUACAAUCAAAGAGGAUAUCAGACACCAUGCGAUUCAGUCACGUAAUGGAAUUCAAAGGAAAAAAUCUUUAUCACAAAGGCUUCAAGUUGGUGGGAAUAGUAAUGACAAAAAUGAAGUAACAUCAACUUUGAAACUAGCAAAAACUCAUAGCGGUCACUUAGAGAACUUUGACGAUUAUGAAAAUCAAGAGAAAGACACUUACGCCUCUGUGCGUUUUGAGCAAAACCCAAAAAAGGAAUCUACAGGAAACAAAUUAUUAAGAAGGGUGAAAAGUUUGAAAGUAACCAGGAAACCUUAA
Messenger RNA from Zygotorulaspora mrakii, 1473 nucleotides. Its product is annotated as Pal1 family protein. The transcript has 2 exons. Bases 1 to 1473 code for a protein of 490 amino acids. The record is from RefSeq and is a predicted model, not a curated record. Lineage: Eukaryota; Fungi; Ascomycota; Saccharomycetes; Saccharomycetales; Saccharomycetaceae. Gene Ontology annotation, cellular component: cytoplasm.